AAUCGUUGAAUGGCCGUCGGUUGUUGUGAACAAAUGAGCUGAGCAGUCUUGGGUUUCGCUUCGUUCUGGUGGUGUUGUUUUCAAUAUUAAAUAACGUCGAUAACAUGUGGGUUGAUUUUGUGAUUAAUUGUGACCACAUUUUAUAAUCGAGUGCCUUUUUUCCUUGGAUUACCAUCUGUUUGGAGUGACGCUAGAACUCAAUUGGACAAAAUGGCCAACAAAAGACCUACUUUUGAACGAGCCAACAGCAUCUGUCCUACACCCCAAAGCAUCCUCCUCGCCUUCGUGAGGACGAACGACAGACGGAAUAUCAAAAGACUGGUGUCCACGAAUCCGUCCCUUUUGACCUACGUCUACCAAUCGGAUUUUUAUAAACCAAUCCUGUUAAUCGCAUGCACGGAAGUCGGAAUCAAACCGGAAACCGUAGAAACACUUAUUGAUCUGGGCGCAGAUUUAAGUUAUUCAAGUGAUGUCGAUGAGGAAUGGGAGGCGAUCCACUUUGCUGCCUGCAACACCAACAGCGGCAUAUUGAAAGUAAUCGUGGACAAACUCUCGAAGCUAGAACCGGGAAAAGUAAAUUCGUUGGCGAAAGGAAAUAAUGCCUUGCACAUUUUAAUUAAACACGGCAACAGUGACUCCGACGAGUUCAUAAAAUGUGCAGAUAUUUUGAUAAACGCUGGAAUUGAUGUGAAUCAAGGAGACGAGAAGGGCAUCUCCCCAAUUUUAUGGGCAGCUAAAAAGGAAUAUAAAGGGUUAAUAAAACUAUUGUUGGACAACACAUUGCUGAACGUGGACUUAGAUACUCACCAAUCUAGGGGCAAAACCGCUAGAUCAAUAAUCCAAGAAAAAGGUCUGUACAGUGGAACGUUACCAGCAAGUUUCAACAACAGUUACGAUUAUGGAAGAGUCUUGUUUGCCUAUCUUAAAUCUGACAACGAAACAGCCUUCGUCAACUUUAAAAAUGGAGAUAUUAUCAGUAUGUCCAACAUAGAUGACUCCAGCUCCACAUUACUUCAAAUAAGCUGUGAUAAAGGCCUUAGAGAAGCCACCUCACAUUUGUUAAAUAAAGGUGCUGAUCCCAAUAGACGAACCGAGAAGAACUCAAAAUACCCCAUUGAAAUCGCAGCAGAACACGGAUACUACGAAAUCAUGGAAUUAUUGCUUAACCACCCGCAAAUAACCAUUCCCAAAAAGACUCUAAUUACUUUACUGAAACACAUCGACAACGACAAGUUUCCUAAAAAGGACCACGAAAAAUGCUACGACCUAUUGCUUGGGAAGCUUAAAGUCAAUAACAGUCUAGCUGAUGUUAACUAUGAAGACGAAUCUGGAAACUCUGCACUUCAUUACUCCGUCAGAUACGCAGAACCAGAGAAGACAGAAGAAUUGUUAAAUUUAAAUGCGUCUCUUGCUUCUAAAAAUGUUUAUGGCGUUAUGCCCAUUCAAGACAUACAACCGGAAUUAUUGGAGAAGCAUUUGGAUAAUUGUAUUCAAUUUAACACUAAAACUAAGUCUAUCGAAAAGGAAGACUUUCCUGUUACGUUUAAUUACAGAACACUUAUUCCUCCAGUUCCCCAGAAAAACAUCUGCACCUCCGAAUAUGAUUUAGAAUCAAAAUGUCAUAGUCCUGCCCAGGAACUGGUGAAGGAAAUGGAGGUCAUUUAUUACAUGAGCAGAGCUGCUGAAUAUAAACACUUGCUUAAACACCCCGUCAUUGUAAGUUUUCUCUUUAUGAAAUGGCACAGAAUCAGAUGGCUGUUUUAUAUCAAUCUAGCCACUUACAUAACAUUUUUUACGUCUAUGGUUGUAUACAUAUUCACUUCCUUUGCUAAUUUUAGCGGUGAAGAGAAGAGUAACUUCACCAAAUGUAUUAUUUGCAUUGCUUACGCUUUAUUCGCAAUAACUUUCAUCAUUUUAGUCUUCAGGGAACUGUUUCAAAUAGUCGUUUCAACAAGAAAGUACCUGAAGAACUUCGAGAAUUACAUGGAAAUAAUUCUCAUAUUCAUCGCCGCAUCUAUUUUGUUUUCCCCAUCGGCGUCUGAUGAUUUGAGAAAGCAACUUUCGUCCACUGCCAUUUUGCUCUCGGCCUUUGAACUGGUGCUGAUGGUAGGGCAGCAUCCUAAAUUGUCAACGAAUGUUGUGAUGUUAAAAACGGUGUCGUUUAACUUUUUUAAGUUCUUACUGUGGUAUUCACUUCUUAUCAUAGCUUUCGCUUUGAGUUUCUUCAUCUUAUUCGCCGAUUCAACAUCCGAAACCAGCGCGACUAACACGACUGCAACACCAGGCGGUGACGAAGAGGAGAAUUUGUUUACGGAUCCCGGAAAAUCGGUGUUCAAGACGAUCAUCAUGUUGACCGGCGAGUUUGAUGCAAGCUCCAUUAAUUUCCAAACGUUCCCUAUAUUGAGCAAACUGAUUUUUGCCCUCUUCAUUUUUAUGAUCGCCAUUAUCCUCCUCAACCUGUUGAACGGUUUGGCUGUUAGUGACACACAGAUGAUCAAAAACGACGCGGAGCUCGUUGGUCACAUCGCCCGCGCUCAGCAUGUUUAUUAUGUUGAAAGCAUGUUACUCGGUAAUCUAUUUCCCGAAACUUUGAUCAGUUUCUUACAAACCUUGUGUUGUUGCGUACCGAAUUUGGAGUUCAUAGCAGCCAGACCUUUGGCUAAAAGGUCGUGUCUAUUUCCACAUUUUUUGAACUACGAAAUGACGAUCUACCCGAACAAAGGCGGUUUGGUGGCUCUGGCAAAAAUACGCCAAAACAGGAGAUUUUGGAGUAGCUAUUGCGUUCGUUGCAGCUCAAUUUACUUGGACAAGGAAACAGUUCGGAGGACGAAUGCUAUUAUACAAGAAAAAAGGGAGGAACUCAAAAUGAAAAAUAAGAAAAAUAGCAAAGGAAAUGAAAUUAAUGAAAAUAUUAUAAAAAUGCAGAAUAAAAUAGAUAAAUUGGAGUUUAUUAUAGAAAACUUGUUAAAUGCAAGAAACGAGUGACUUAUAUUGUUUUAUCAUUUUAUGUUGUAAAUUACUAUUGUGUAUUUUAUUAUUAAUAUAUAAUAUAUUUUUUA
This is a messenger RNA of Aethina tumida (small hive beetle), 3059 nucleotides long. RefSeq names its product transient receptor potential cation channel protein painless-like (gene pain). Gene Ontology annotation, cellular component: membrane. NCBI's taxonomy places the organism in Eukaryota, Metazoa, Arthropoda, Insecta, Coleoptera, Nitidulidae. The transcript has 4 exons. Gene Ontology annotation, biological process: transmembrane transport; monoatomic ion transport. Gene Ontology annotation, molecular function: monoatomic ion channel activity; protein binding. The record is from RefSeq and is a predicted model, not a curated record. The coding region runs from base 211 to 2985 and encodes 924 amino acids.